AUGAGCGCGGAGCAAGGCGCGGAUCCGCCGCGCGUGGCCGAGCGCCAUACUACAUGGCGGUGCGACGAUGAAUUGACGCCCCGCGCUAUCCUGAUGGGGGUCGUGGUCGGAGGGCUGAUCACCUUUACCAAUCUUUAUCUCGGCCUGCAGUCGGGAUGGAUCAGCACCAUGACGCUACAAGGCAGCUUGUUGGGCUACGCCCUCUUUAAGCUCAUACCGAUGUCGAUCGAAGUGGGGGGCUACCGCAUCGUGCUCAUGUCCACGCCGCUGACCAUGAAAGAGAACGUGGUGAUUCAGACGGUCGCAAGCGCCAUCGGCUCGCUGCCCCUCGUCUCGGGCGCGAUCGGCGUGCUCCCGGCGCUGGGCCUGCUCGACGAGGAGCAGGACGGCGUCGGCCCGCUCAUUUUCUCGCAGGUGUCGCUCUGGCUCUGGACCUUUGGCCUGGCCUUCGCCGGCAUUUUCUUCGCAAGCCCGCUGCGCGAGCCGAUGAUUUUGCAGGAGAAAUUGCCGUUUCCCAGCGGGUCGGCGACGGCGCAGCUCGUGUCGCUGCUGCACCGCACGCCCCUCAAACGCAAUCCGAUCCCGGUAUCGGAGCCCGUGCAAGGGACCGAAGAGGGCUCGGGCGUCGCACUCCCGUCGGACGUAAGCAACGACGAGGUCAAGCGGAGCUGGGCCGUGCUCAUCGGCUCGCUCGCUCUUUCUUGCACCGUGACACUCGCAUCCUUUUUUGUGCCGGUGCUCUACGCAUUGCCAGUCUUUGAUCUGCUCUCGCCGCCGGGCGACUCGCUCACGCGCUGGGGCUGGUGGUUUACGCCGUCCUUUAGUUAUAUCGGCCAGGGGAUGAUUAUGGGCCUCCCGACCUCGGUGCACAUGGUGCUCGGCGCAUUGGUCGGCUGGGGCAUUCUUUCGCCACUCGCGCACCACUUUCACUGGACGCAGGGCGAGCCGCUCGACCCAGAGGAUGGCGGCCGCGGUUGGAUCCUCUGGGUUUCGCUCGCGGUGAUGUGUGCAGAAAGCAUUAUCGGCGUCGUGACGCUCAUCAUCUCGUCCGGCACGCGUGACUUUACCGACUGGUGGAGCGGCGCGGAGCAGCGCGCCGGCGAGCGCGAGCGUCUGAUGAACGACGCGAACGCGUCGGAUGUCACGCUGCCCGAGGACGACGACGAGCCGCCGCACCGCAAGACGCCCAUGAGCUGGGUCGUGGGCGGCCUGAUUAUUUCGAGCAUUGUCGGCGUGAUUGCCGUCGCCGGCGCCGUUGGCUCGCACAUUGCGGCGUGGGCAACGUUUGUCGCGUUCAUUCUCGCGAGUCUCUUUUCCGUGCUCGCCGUGCGCGCCCUCGGCGAGACCGACUUGAAUCCGGUGAGCGGCGUGGCAAAGAUCAGCCAGCUGCUCUACGGCGCACUGCAGCCUGGCAACGUGGUGGCGAACCUGAUUGCGGGUGCCAUUGCCGAGUCUGGCGCGAUGCAGGCCGGUGAGCUGAUGCAGGACUACAAGACGGGCCACCUAGUUGGCGUCGCGCCCUGGAACCAGUUCCGUGGCCAGCUGCUGGGUAGCCUGCUCGGCAUUGCCUUUACCGUCUUUGGCUACUCGAUCUAUCGCUCGACGUACCCCAUCCCCGGCCCCCAGUUUCCCGCACCGACGGCGACGAUCUGGCUGAAUCUCGCACGUCUGAUCAACCAAGGCACGCUGCCGAGCACCGUGCCGACCUUUAUGAUUCUCUUCUUUGUGCUCUUUGGUGUGACGGGCAUUCUGCAUGCGAUCGCGCGCAGCCGGCGCCUGCGCCGCGAGCGUUCCCCCCGGCGGCGGCACGAGCCCGCGGCGAUCUGGGAGCACUGCGCGCUGGCGUUCCCCAGCGGCAUUGCCUUUGCGACCGGCAUCAUGAACACGCCCAACUUUUCGCUUGCGCGCCUACUGGGCGGCAUCGGCGCUGCGUGGUACGCACGCUACGUGCAGCGCAAAAAAGUGUCUAACGAGCUAGGCCAGCUGCUGGUGAUUGUCGUCGCGUCGGGCUUUGUGCUCGGCGAGGGCUUUGCCAGCAUCGCGGGGCUGAUGCUCACGAGCAACAACGCGCAGCCGCUCACGUGCUAUGGGUGUCGAUAUGGAUGUGCCGGAGGCUGUUAA
Malassezia japonica is the source of this 2121-nucleotide messenger RNA. RefSeq names its product OPT super (gene OPT8). The transcript is spliced from 3 exons. Gene Ontology annotation, molecular function: oligopeptide transmembrane transporter activity. Gene Ontology annotation, cellular component: fungal-type vacuole membrane. NCBI's taxonomy places the organism in Eukaryota, Fungi, Basidiomycota, Malasseziomycetes, Malasseziales, Malasseziaceae. The record is from RefSeq and is a predicted model, not a curated record. Bases 1 to 2121 code for a protein of 706 amino acids.